CAUUCUGUCUUGUAAAUGGAUUCACUGCAAAGCCAAUGCAUAUUCAUUUUACAGGAAGCUUGGAAAUUGUCAGGAAAUGAGCGAAAGGUGGAGCCAGGCUGGUGUGCUGACUCGCGGGGAAUAAUAAAGCACAAGAGCAUCUACUCUGGAGAUCUCCCCAGCUCCAGCUCCCACCUCCUGUCUCAGCAGGGGCCCCCCCCACCCCCGACGGGCUGCCUCAAGCUCCGGUUGUACAGUCUCACUGCAGCAGGUACUGGCUCCCACUAUGUGCACAGAAUGAGGCUGGUGUGGAAAUCCGUGGACAAAAUGAGGUGUCUGAGGAAACGCACCACCAUCCCCUUCCUCGGCUUCCUCAUCACCUUCCUCCUUUUCCUGAACCUGUACAUGGAAGACGGCUAUGUGCUGGAAGGGAAUAAAAGGCAGCUCAGGGAAACUUCAGCCCAUCCCCCCAGCUCAGAGCGAUACGUUCACACCUUCAGAGACCUCAGCAAUUUCUCGGGAACCAUCAAUGUCACGUACCGUUAUCUCGCUGGAACGCCGCUGAACCGCAAGAAGUAUCUCACCAUUGGUUUGGCGUCCGUCAAGAGGAAAAGAGGAAACUACCUGCUGGAGACCAUAAAAUCCAUAUUUGAUCAGUCCAGUUAUGAGGAGCUGAAGGAGAUCGUGGUCGUGGUCCACCUGGCAGACUUUGACCUGCUCUGGUGUGAGAACCAGGUCCAGGAAAUCACCCGGAAGUUUGCUCACCACAUCAUAGCUGGACGCCUGCUGGUCAUCCAGGCUCCAGAGGAAUACUAUCCAUCUCUGGAAGGGUUGAAAAGAAACUACAACGACCCCGAAGACCGGGUCCGUUUUCGUUCCAAGCAGAACGUGGACUACGCGUUCCUCCUCAACUUCUGCACAAACCUGUCCCACUUCUACAUGAUGCUGGAGGACGAUGUGCGCUGUUCCCGAAACUUCCUGACAGCGCUGAAGAAGGUGAUCACCUCCAGAGAGGGCACCUACUGGGUGAUGUUGGAGUUCUCCAAGCUGGGCUACAUCGGGAAGCUGUACCACUCCAGAGACCUGCCACGUUUGGCACAUUUCCUCCUCAUGUUCUACCAGGAAAUGCCUUGUGACUGGCUCCUCAUCCAUUUCAGGGGUCUGCUGGCCCAGAAGGACGUGAUCCGAUUCAAGCCCUCUCUGUUCCAGCACAUGGGCUACUACUCCUCUUACAAAGGAGCCGAGAACAAGCUGAAGGACGACGAUUUUGAAGAAGACUCCCUUGACAUUCCUGACAACCCUCCUGCCAGUCUCUACACAAACAUCAACAUCUUUGAAAACUACGAUGCCACGAAGGCUUACAGCAGCAUUGUGGACGAGUAUUUCUGGGGGAAACCUCCCUCCACUGGGGACUUCUUUGUUGUAGUCUUUAACAAGCCAAUCAAAAUUAGCAAAAUUAGAAUAUCUACUGGCUCUGAUGACCGGCAGAAUGACAUUCUUCAUCAUGGAGCCCUGGAAGUUGGAGAAAAACUAGUGGGAACAAAAAAAGGGAAGCAGUGUUCUUCUUUUAUCACACUGGGGGAGUUUAAAAAAGGCAAAAUAGAAGUUCAAGAUGUUGACCAUAAGAUUGCCUUUGACAUUGAGUGUAUGCGCAUUGUGGUGACGGGAAAUCAAAAAGAAUGGCUUAUUAUUAGAAGUAUAGGUUUAUGGACUACACAGCCCCCUAGUCAGUGAAGACUUUCCAAAAACACUCUUAAAACAUCAUAUGAGAAAGUGCUUUUUUAUUUAUUGUGUGUUUUUUUAGGUUUAGUUUUCAAUUUUUUAAUGAAUUUGUUAUUCUCUUUUGAUCCAUUCAAUACUUGUUGUUUUAUACCUAAGAACUGUAACAUUUCUUGUUCAUUUUCAGAUAUUUCUUAAAGAUAAUGUAGUAUUGGCCACAUGACCUGAGUGUUUAUUGAAAUGCGUCCCUUACGUUAGAGAAAAAAGUAAAAGUAAAUGCAUUGUUCUGAAAUCAGAAUAUAUCAAAAAUGUGUUUUGAAAGGCAAUGAGCAACUUUUCCCAGCAAUGCCCCAUUUAUAAAAACCUGCUUGCACAAACAUUCUCCACAGAACGACCACAUCUCAUGAUUUGAAUGGAGGACCUAAAUGCAGGAGACGGACUUUAAUUUGAUAGACACUUAUAUAUAUGACAAAUCAAAUAAAGCGAUACACUUUAAGAUCAGAGAAAACUCAAGACUGAUAAACAAGAAAACCUAAAAAAGACAAACUAAAUACCAGACUCAGUGACUAACUAAAAGUAGCCUGUAUGAUUUCAAACCGAAACCUGCUGUGAUGGUGAAAGUGGAAGGAAACACAAUCUGAUGGCAGAACUAGAACACAAACAAUCAGGACAUAUCCAACAUUCUAGAUUCUGAUCCCAGUACUUAAUGUUGCAGCUCUCCAAAUGACCACUGGAGGACCAUUGUCUUAUGUUAAAAGUCAAUUUACACAUAAAUAAAACUAAUACUAAUAGCAAUAAUAAAUAAGUAUUGUAGUGGAAGCAUCCUCCCAUCAAAAUACUAAUGCUUAGUUGUAAACAUAAUACAGUAUUUCAACUUGUUUUUCUGAAGAGUUUUUAGGAUUUUGUAUUUUUCCUCUAAUGUAUAUGUCUGUUUCAGUGACCUGAUAAUCAGGAAGACCGCUGUAAAAUGAUCUGGACUUAUUUCCGUUUAGUCAAGUCGAUCAGCUGGUAUCUAAUUCACAAAGGGUAACCCCACUAUACAAAGAUACAGCCGUAUUGAUGUUAACACCCUGAGUGGGUCAGAAAGCAGUAAGCAUGAAGUUUACAUUAUGGAAACAAUGUUUGAGGACUGCUGGGUAAGGCUUUCGGAUGCUACUAGUAUCAUCAGUAGGUCUAAGAAUAGAAUGCAGUUUUGAAAGGAAACAAAUGUUGAGGCAUUUCAUAAGCUUUUCAGAUUGAAAACAUGCUGUUGUAGAACCUAAAGGCUUCUUAAUAUUUGUUCGGUUGAGCUUCUUAGAGUCAAAAAAGUAUUAGGAAGAAGGCCUUACCUAUUGUCAAGAGAACUUUAGCCACAAGGUAAGCAUAUAUCAUGCUAUGUCUGAAUCAACUCGUCUAGCUGUCUGGCCCUUUGAAAGACCUUUGUGUCACUCCCUCACUCUUGUCUCAAACCAAAUAUUGUUGAUCAUCUUUGAUGAUUGAAAAUGUCUAAAGUUUCUGGUUCCAAUAACCAGGAAUCAGUUUUAGGAAUCUGUUAUCCUAACUUAGAACACAGUUGCUCUGGUUCACCAGGGUUUAUGGUAAAGGCCACUACAAAAGAAUAUCAAGGAGAUGGUGUCUAAAGUGUAACUUAGGGAAAGAGACUAGAUCUUCCUGACAGAAGGUGAUUGAUGUAUUUAAAAAAACUCUAAAUGCCCUUAUUUCCUCAUCACAGUUGAUUGUGACAGGCAUGCUUCCAAGGGACACACUACAAUGUAUUACCAAGUUUUGGGCUGACAAAACUAGAAGAAAAAAUGGGACAUAACCAACGACCUACAUUCUAAUUUGGAAACCAACCUGUGUUCCUGGAAGAAUCUCUCAGCUUCCUUUACUGGUUUAAUCUGCAGUCAAAUGUUGUUCAUCUUUCAGCACAUCCUGGAGGGUUUGCUACAGCAAAGCAGCUUUCACUAAUUCGCUUAGGUAGUUUGGCAGAGAGUUUCAUGUAGCAGGUCCCCACUGACUUACUGACAUAACCCUGUAAUUUGUCCGGGCUGGGGACCGGCACAGGGAAACCCAGACAUGGGCCCCUUGUGGCUACAUAAUUCUGCAAUAGUAUGAAGGGUCUUGGGGACCCACACUGGAGUUGGCUCUUUGUGCCCCUGAGAAAUGAACCCAGGUUUCCUGCAUGCCAGUCGUAGAGCCAGCCAACUGAAACAUCCAGCUGCUUAUUCAAACCUUGGUCAAAAGGACGGAGAAAAAUGAACCAGCAGUUGGAGACCAGUCACUGCAGCCUGUGCAGAGCAGACCCCUAUCUUGUACUGACAUUGGAAUUUGGGUGUAGUAUACCCCUUGUGCUAUCUUUUGGGCUCCAGAAGACUCCACCCUUACAUUGGAAUGUGAUCCCUCCCAUGACAAAGGUGUACAGCAGGGGUCUCAAACUCACGGCCCGCGGGGUGAUGAUUUGCGGCCCGAGUCUUCAUAUGAGAGAUUACUGUUAGUGCGGCCCGCAAGGCUGAUAUGAAUGACAGUUGCUGUGUGCAGAGCUGAAUGAACCAAUCACGGUGAGGUAUAUGGCUCUGGAGGUGGGACAUUGGCGCGCUGUCUAGGACCUCCUCCCUCUCUCAUUCAUUGCUCCAGUCAGCUGGGUGGAGGAGGAGCCAUGAAGCACCGAACGCGACUCGCGUGACAAAUUCUCGUGCCCCGCGCGGGGAAUUUGCAGCUUGCGGCUCACCAAAAAAUGUGUUUCUGUCGCAGCGCCGCACGUCAAAGGGGCUACCAGCUCCGUCUGUGGAUGUCCCCUUUAGAAUUAAUACGCAUACGAUGUUCAGGAAUACGUUUUUUUACGUGCUGACUGUUCCUAUUGAAUCAGAGCUCCACAAGCUCCAAGCCGCAAACUUGUAGCCCGCCCUCUUUCACCGCGCGGGGAUCCGAUGCUCCCGCCUGUCAAACAUGUGAUUCUGAGCUUGGCACGCACCUGCGUGGGCGUGUCUAUGAAUUUUAAGGUUCACACACUGGCUGUGUCGGCGCGCAUUCCAGUCCAUGUAAACGCGAGUAGAAGUC
Molecule: messenger RNA, 4734 nt
Organism: Oryzias melastigma (Indian medaka)
Lineage: Eukaryota; Metazoa; Chordata; Actinopteri; Beloniformes; Adrianichthyidae
Product: alpha-1,3-mannosyl-glycoprotein 4-beta-N-acetylglucosaminyltransferase C
Exons: 5
Coding region: 16-1713 (565 amino acids)
Biological process (GO): protein N-linked glycosylation
Molecular function (GO): acetylglucosaminyltransferase activity
Source: RefSeq, a predicted model, not a curated record